Messenger RNA from Malania oleifera, 2206 nucleotides. RefSeq names its product histone-lysine N-methyltransferase ASHR2. Bases 171 to 1388 code for a protein of 405 amino acids. NCBI's taxonomy places the organism in Eukaryota, Viridiplantae, Streptophyta, Magnoliopsida, Santalales, Ximeniaceae. The record is from RefSeq and is a predicted model, not a curated record. The transcript is spliced from 2 exons. Gene Ontology annotation, molecular function: protein binding.
UUUCAUCUCGUACAAAAUCCCGAUAGGUUAACUUGGAACUUGAAAGUUGAAACAGUGUGAGGUUUGGGACGGGGAGCCUCCCUCGGCUGCCAGCUGAUCUUGUUGUUUGAAACAGAGCAUAUCCGCCGCUUCUUAGCUCCGUUGGCGAAGAAGAAGAACAAACGUCGUCUAUGGCAGCGGUGGAAUGUCAAUUUGCUGCUGCCACAGGAGCAACAGCUCCGUCUGUCACAGUGGCGGAGAUCCAUGGGAGAGGAAGGGCUCUCGUAUCCUCGCAGCCGCUAAAAGCCGGUCAAAUCGUCUUCAGAGACUCUCCCAUCCUCCUCUACUCUGCUUUCCCCUUCGAAUGCGAUGGUGCUAGCUCCUCCUCCAUCGCCGCCGAUCGCAACUACUGUUCCCACUGCUUCAGAAAGCUCCACAUCGCCGCCGGCGCCUCCAUCAUUUCCUGCCCCUCAUGCUCCCAUACCUCUUUCUGUAGUCCUAGCUGCCGAUCGGCGGCUCUGUCUUCGACCCAUACCCCUUGGGUCUGCCGAACCCUAAUUCGCCUGAGAAACUGCCCUUCGCUGGUCGCGCUCGACCAAGAUCGCCAAGUCCAGGCCCGCUUCCUCGUCGCCGCCUACAACCUCGCUGCCGUUUCUCCAUCCGACUUCCAGAUUUUGCUCUCUCUUCAAGGCGCUGGAGACGGCAACGACGCCGCCGUGUUCCUUCAUUCCCUCAUCUCUUCCCUCUCUCCUCCUCCUCAAAGCGUAUCCGUGGAACUCACAGCGGCUCUGCUUGCUAAGGACAAGCUCAAUGCCUUCGGUUUGAUGGAGCCUUUCUCACCGGGAGGGGAGAGAUCCGUCAGGGCUUAUGGUAUGUAUCCCAAUGCGUCUUUCUUUAACCACGAUUGCCUUCCCAACGCUUGCAGAUUCGAUUAUGUGGACACCGAUCCCGAUGGAAAUACGGACAUUAUCGUGAGAAUGAUUCACGAUGUUCCCCGAGGAAGGGAAAUUUGUUUGAGCUACUUUCCUGUGAACGAGAAGUAUUCACACAGGCAGAGGAGGCUCCUGGAAGAUUAUGGCUUUACCUGCGAAUGCGAUCGGUGCAAGGUUGAAGCGAAUUGGUCAGAUGAGGAGGAGGAGGAGGAGGAGGGUGAUGAGAUGGAUGAAGACAGUGAUGACCGAAUGGGUAUGGGGGUGGAUGAUGUAGAGAAUGCAUUGGAAGCAGAAAGUGACUUCCCUCAUGCCUACUUCUUUCUGAGAUACAUGUGCAAUAGAGAUAAUUGUUGGGGUACAUUGGCUCCAUUGCCUCCUUCCAAUGAUGGUACACCAUCGAAUGUUGUGGAGUGUAAUGUUUGCGGCAGCUUGAAGAAGGACGAGGAUGAAGGAGACGCCAAUUCGAUGGAUGAUUGACUCUCUGUACCGCCUUUUUCUUGCAAAGUGCAGAUAGAAGAAGCAAUGUAUGCAUUCUCACUGCCGCAGUUCUUGGUGGUAUUGCUAUUGCAGAUAUUUUGUUAGAUGUAAUUUAGGUAAUAGAGUGCUGUUGUUUUGGAUUUAUCAGCUAGGCUUUUCCACUGCAUGUUUAUUUUUAUUUAUUUAAUUUUUGAAAGGAUAGAAAUACUUGCAAAUACAUAGAAGAUAUUAACCAUCGUCAUUUUAUAAUGUUCCUCAAAAGUAUUUUUGGUUCUUUUAUGUUGGAAGUGUGAGAUUAGGCAAGAUCAAUUUAAACUGCGGCUGGACUUUACCAUCGGGUGAUUUGUGAACAAGAUGAACCAAAAGAUGUGGUCCUGGGAAGGUACAUAUUUUGCCUUGGCAUGGGCUAUAUCUUCCAUUACUGCUCUUUACUAGGUCGGUCCUCUGCGCACGUAACACUGCAUUUGAUCGGGAAGAAGUGGAGAGUAGGAGAGAACUGAUGCUUCUCUCAUUUGAUUCACGUUGGGUGUGAUUCAUCACAUGGGUUGAAAUGGGUGAAAAUGAUGGUUUUGUUUCUUAAACCAAGGGGAAAUGAAGAGACAUGGAAAGAAGCUACUUCAAAAGAUUGGAGCACCCCACGGUUUUCAUUUGGACAAAGAGUUUUGUUUGAGAAAGGAAAAAGAAAAUGAGAAGAAAAAUUAAUUUUUCAUUUUUACUAUGACAAAUGCUAUUUAAAUCAAUUUUCUUUUUUCUUUUUAAAUAGACAAUGACAUUUAAAAUCAAAAUUUUUGUCAAUUGUUGUAUAUCUUAUUUAUUUA